This is a messenger RNA of Aspergillus tanneri, 2631 nucleotides long. Its product is annotated as cullin family protein. Bases 1 to 2631 code for a protein of 876 amino acids. Gene Ontology annotation, biological process: ubiquitin-dependent protein catabolic process; DNA damage response; protein ubiquitination. NCBI's taxonomy places the organism in Eukaryota, Fungi, Ascomycota, Eurotiomycetes, Eurotiales, Aspergillaceae. Gene Ontology annotation, cellular component: Cul4-RING E3 ubiquitin ligase complex. The transcript has 6 exons. Gene Ontology annotation, molecular function: ubiquitin protein ligase binding. The record is from RefSeq and is a predicted model, not a curated record.
AUGCAGCAUCACUCUAGAGGCACCACCGAGCAGAGGAGCGGCAAGCGCAAGGCGACCGGUAAGAGGAAGCUUUCGGAUCAGGAGGAGGCCUCACGGCACCCUCAAAACCAGCAGGCGUCCAUCUCGGAGCUCCUCUCCAGGAAUCAUACCACCUACGGCAAAGAGCAUCCGCAGAACUCUACCGCGACGAACAAACGUCCCCGGCUAUCGCCCUCCCCAUCGGGUCUGCUCCCUGGAUCGUGUCCGCAAACUCCCUCGUCAUCUGACAGAAUGUACAAUUUCUCGAACCAAGAAAACAAGGCGAGUGGGUUGUUCGGACAGAGCAUGUCCGGCUCUUGUCACCUCAGUGCGGCGGCCAAAUCUCGUCCUCCCAAUAUAGCAUCAUCGCGUCAGAGCAACUUCACUCCUCAUACGGGUGCAAAGAAACUUGUAGUAAAAAAUCUCCGAACGGGUUCUCGGUUCAAUCAGGAUUCCUACUUUGAGAAGGUCUGGAGUCAGCUUGAUGCAGCGCUGGCCGCGAUCUUCAACGGUGGCAAGCCUGAGGUCUCGCUAGAGGAACUUUACAAAGGGGCAGAAAACGUGUGUCGUCAAGGACGGGCUGCCCAUUUAGCCAAGCGACUACAGGACCAGUGUCGGGAACAUGUUUCUGGAAAACUACGCGACAUACUGGUGGCAAAAGCUGAAGGUGGCAGUAAUAUUGACGCAGUACGAGCUGUAGUUGAAUCAUGGGCAGCAUGGAAGUCAAAGCUGGUUACCGUUCGUUGGAUCUUCUACUAUCUUGACCAGUCGUUUCUUCUCCAUUCGAAAGAAUAUCCCGUCAUCCGUGAAAUGGGUCUUAUCCAGUUCCGAAAUCACAUAUACUCCGACCCAAGGCUAAAGUCAAAGAUUUCACAAGGCACCUCGGAUUCCUCUUUACUUCGCAAUGCUAUCGAACUAUUUCAUAGUCUCGAUGUCUAUACCGACAGCUUUGAGCCUCUCCUUGUUUCCGAAUCAAAGAAGUACUUCACGUCAUGGGUUCAACGAGAAGCGCCGGGGUAUCUUGCCACAUUUGCAGAGAAUAGCCACAGCUUGAUUGAGCGAGAGGUAAACAGGUGUGAAUUGUUUACUCUGAACCGAAGCACCAGGCAAAAAUUGUCUGAGCUUCUCGAUCGAAUCUUAGUGGCGGAUCAACAGACUGUUCUACUCAACCAGCCCGACGUUCUUGGCCUGCUACGCACAGGGAAUAAUGUUGCCCUGGAGAAGCUCUAUUCACUUCUCGAACGAAAAGAUCUCGGUGCGAAGUUGAAGUCAGCAUUCAGCACCUACGUUAUCGAAGAGGGCUCUUCGAUUGUUUUCGACGAAGAGAGAGAGGCGGAGAUGGUAGCCCGCUUGCUAGAGUUUAAACAGCAGUUAGAUGAGACUUGGGCCAUUUCUUUCCAUCAAAAUGAGGAGCUAGGUCAUACCCUCCGCGAAUCUUUCGAGAAUUUUAUGAACAAGGGUAAGAAGUCUGAGGCGACUGGAGGAACUGACAAUCCUAAAACCGGCGAGAUGAUUGCCAAGUACGUGGACCGGCUACUCAAGGGUGGAUGGAAAUUAGCUCCCGCACGAACGGCGGGGGACAUGCCUCUUGCAGACGAGGAUGCGGAGAUCAAUCGACAGUUAGACCAAGUGCUAAACCUAUUCCGAUUCGUUCACGGAAAGGCGGUCUUUGAAGCGUUUUACAAGAAUGAUCUUGCUCGACGGCUACUGAUGGGCAGGAGCGCCAGUGAUGAUGCUGAGAAGAGCAUGCUUUCACGACUCAAAACAGAAUGCGGAUCCGGUUUCACUCACAAUUUGGAGUCUAUGUUCAAGGAUAUGGAUGUCGCUCGGGAUGAGAUGGCAGCGUAUAGCUCUAUUCAGCGAGAACGUAAACAACGAUUACCGGUAGACCUCAGUGUCAGCGUACUGUCAGCCGCCGCCUGGCCAACAUACCCGGAUGUUCAGGUGCGGAUACCGCCGGAGAUCGCAACAGCUACCAGCGACUUUGAGAAGUUUUACUACAGCAAAUAUAAUGGGCGGAAGCUUAACUGGAAGCACCAGUUGGCACAUUGCCAGCUGCGGGCCAGGUUUCCAAAAGGAGACAAGGAAUUGGUAGUCAGCUCAUUCCAGGCGAUUGUACUGCUGCUGUUUAACGAACUCCCCGAUGGCGGAACGCUCAGUUAUUCUCAGAUUCAGGAGGGAACGAAAUUAACCGACAAGGAGCUCCAACGGACUCUUCAAUCGCUGGCAUGCGCCAAGUACCGAGUACUCAGCAAGAAGCCCAAGAGCCGAGAAGUUAGCGCCACGGACGAAUUCUCGUACAAUGCUGGAUUUUCAGACUCGAAGAUGCGGAUCAAGAUCAACCAGAUCCAGCUGAAGGAGACGAAGGAGGAGAACAAAACGACACACGAACGGGUGGCGGCCGACCGUCACUACGAGACCCAGGCGGCGAUUGUGCGGAUUAUGAAGAGCCGCAAGACCAUUACGCAUGCCGAGUUAGUAGCGGAGGUGAUCAUGGCAACACGGAGCCGUGGGGUGCUCGAGCCCGCUGAAAUUAAGAAGAACAUUGAAAAGUUAAUUGAAAAGGACUACAUGGAGCGAGAAGAGGGCAACCGGUACCAAUAUGUGGCAUAG